Messenger RNA from Acomys russatus (golden spiny mouse), 3450 nucleotides. It is a transcript of the gene Zyg11b, whose product is annotated as zyg-11 family member B, cell cycle regulator. Gene Ontology annotation, cellular component: Cul2-RING ubiquitin ligase complex. Bases 32 to 2266 code for a protein of 744 amino acids. NCBI's taxonomy places the organism in Eukaryota, Metazoa, Chordata, Mammalia, Rodentia, Muridae. The record is from RefSeq and is a predicted model, not a curated record. Gene Ontology annotation, molecular function: protein binding. The transcript is spliced from 14 exons.
CCGCCGCCGCUGCACGCAGGGCCGAGGCUGCAUGCCGGAGGACCAGGCCCACGCAGCCAUGGAGGAAGCAUCUCCCUAUUCUUUACUUGACAUCUGCUUGAGCUUCCUGACCACCAACCUUGAAAAGUUCUGUUCGGCAAGGCAAGAUGGAACCCUGUGUCUGCAAGAGCCUGGAGUGUUUCCUCAGGAGGUGGCUGACCGGCUUCUCCAGACCAUGGCAGUUCACGGUCUGCUGAAUGAUGGAACCGUGGGGAUUUUCAGAGGUAACCAGAUGCGGCUAAAGCGAGCUUGCAUUCGCAAAGCAAAGAUUUCUGCUGUUGCUUUCCGGAAAGCCUUCUGCCACCACAAACUAGUAGAGCUUGAUGCCACGGGUGUGAAUGCUGACAUCACUAUCACAGACAUCAUAAGUGGCCUUGGCAGUAACAAGUGGAUCCAGCAGAAUCUUCAAUGCUUAGUAUUAAACUCAUUAACUUUGUCCCUUGAGGACCCUUAUGAGCGGUGUUUCAGCCGGCUUUCAGGUCUUCGAGCUCUGAGCAUCACUAAUGUUCUCUUUUACAAUGAAGAUCUGGCUGAAGUUGCUUCACUACCUAGACUGGAGAGCCUGGACAUUUCUAACACUUCAAUCACAGACAUCACUGCCCUGCUGGCCUGCAAAGACCGGCUCAAGUCUCUCACCAUGCAUCAUCUGAAGUGUUUAAAAAUGACCACUACCCAGAUCCUGGACGUGGUUUGGGAGCUAAAACAUCUAAAUCACCUUGACAUCUCAGAUGAUAAACAGUUUACGUCAGACAUAGCCCUCCGGUUAUUAGAGCAGAAGGACAUCUUGCCUAACCUUGUCUCCCUGGAUGUUUCAGGGAGAAAGCACGUGACAGACAAAGCUGUGGAAGCCUUUAUACAGCAGCGGCCCAGCAUGCAGUUUGUAGGUCUGCUGGCCACAGAUGCUGGUUACUCUGAAUUCCUCACGGGCAAAGGACACUUGAAGGUGUCUGGAGAAGCCAAUGAAACUCAGAUUGCAGAAGCACUAAGGCGGUACAGUGAGAGGGCGUUUUUUGUCCGAGAGGCUUUAUUUCAUCUUUUUAGCUUGACUCAUGUGAUGGAAAAAACAAAGCCAGAAAUUUUAAAGCUUGUGGUUACUGGGAUGAGAAACCAUCCUAUGAAUUUGCCUGUGCAACUGGCUGCCAGUGCCUGUGUGUUUAACCUAACCAAACAGGACCUUGCUCUAGGCAUGCCUGUCCGGCUCCUGGCUGAUGUGACCCAUUUGCUGCUCAAGGCCAUGGAACAUUUUCCUAACCACCAGCAGUUACAGAAGAAUUGCCUCCUCUCACUUUGCAGUGACCGGAUUCUUCAAGAUGUUCCAUUUAACAGGUUUGAGGCAGCCAAGCUUGUAAUGCAGUGGCUUUGCAACCACGAAGAUCAGAACAUGCAAAGAAUGGCAGUUGCUAUCAUCUCCAUCCUGGCCGCCAAGCUUUCUACAGAACAAACUGCACAGCUUGGUGCUGAGCUCUUCAUUGUAAGGCAACUUCUUCAAAUAGUGAAGCAGAAAACUAACCAAAAUUCAGUGGACACUACAUUGAAAUUUACUUUGAGUGCACUUUGGAACCUCACAGAUGAAUCCCCAACAACAUGCAGACACUUCAUUGAAAAUCAAGGGUUGGAACUCUUCAUGAGAGUUCUAGAGUCUUUCCCAACUGAGUCAUCCAUUCAACAAAAAGUUCUAGGACUUUUGAACAACAUAGCUGAAGUGCAAGAGCUGCACUCUGAGUUAAUGUGGAAGGACUUUAUAGACCACAUCAGCAGUCUUCUGCACAGCGUGGAAGUGGAAGUCAGCUACUUUGCAGCUGGAAUUAUCGCCCACUUAAUAUCCAGAGGCGAACAAGCGUGGACCUUGAGCCGAAGCCAGAGGAAUUCUCUUCUUGAUGAUUUGCAUUCAGCUAUUUUGAAAUGGCCAACUCCAGAGUGUGAAAUGGUAGCAUACAGGUCCUUUAAUCCAUUUUUUCCACUUCUUGGCUGUUUUACGACACCGGGAGUCCAGCUGUGGGCAGUUUGGGCCAUGCAACAUGUCUGCAGCAAGAAUCCUUCACGGUACUGCAGCAUGCUGAUUGAAGAAGGCGGACUGCAGCACUUGUACAACAUUAAAGAGCAUGAGCAGACAGAUCCCUAUGUCCAGCAGAUCGCGGCAGCCAUUCUGGACAGCUUAGAGAAGCACGUUGUGCGCCAUGGGAGGCCGCCUCCCUGUGCAAAGCAGCCGCAGCCCCGGCUGCACUGAUCGCCAGAGAGCGCUGGACAGCCAACAAUGGGAAUCGGUUUUGUGGUUGGUUUGUUUGGAAUUCCGUGCUCUCUGGUGUUUGGGGGUGGGGUGGGGUCUGUGGUAAGAAGCCUGUGAUCCGUCUGGGAUUGGUAAUGUACAGUACUGCCCAUGUGACCAGUCUGAUUCGUCUUGUGACUUUUAACUUAUGAGGCAAGAAAGGUCUUCCUUCAUUGUUGUCUCUUAGGAGAUCUUUCAGUGUUUGACCCUCACCUGUGCUUGAGAUUCUACAGUUUCAUGAUAAUUGCACGAACUCUUAGGCAGACUUUCCUUGCCGGAGAGCAGGGCUACUACCUUGCCUACAGCUCUGCCUCAGCUGUAAGUUUAUAUUGCUUCUGUAGAAAUGCCUCCAUUCUCUGUAUCUUUCACAAGAUUGUCUCUGGCAGCUCCUUGCUGUUGGGAGCCUGGAUGGCAGUCAAUGGAAUAGAAAAGAAAGAUAAACUAUGAAAGAAGAACAGAGUUGAAAAGGAAUUAAAGUGCUUCUGUGAUAGAGCUCUGAAAAUGGAACAGGUGCUCCUGGUGUCCUGUACUAAGACUGGUGUCGAAGCUGCUCUUCAUGCUGAAGGCUGAAGCACGGGCCAUUCCUGCAGGUUACUCUGGAAAUACUCCCCCAGUUACCACAGUAUUCUGCGCCAAAGCCUCUCGGAGACACUACCUGUCAUGUUGUAAAAGAGUGCAGUUUUUACAAUGUCAUUGUUCAAAACCAGCUCUUUUUAUCCCUUCUUGCCCAGUCAUUCUUCUUCAGUGGAAUAGAGACUAUCCAUAGAGUUAAUUUGUUUAAAUACAAUCGACAACAAAAAAGUUUAUUUUAUUUAUUUAUUUAUUUUUUUUAGUUUUUCAAGAUAGGGUUUCUCUGUGUAGCCUUGGUUGUUCUAGACUCACUUUGUAGACCAGGCUGGCCUUAAACUCACAGAGAACUGCCUGCCUCUGCCUCCAGAGUGCCAGGAUUAAAGGCGUGCGCCACCACACCCAGCCAGACAACAAAAGUUUGUUGCAAAAAUAUAACCUUGAGUUAGGGUAUGGCUCAGUGGUAAAGUGUAUUCUGAGUAUGUAUGAAUUCAAUACCCAGCAGCAUACACACAUCAAAAAAAGGUUAAACUGUUCAAAUACGUGUAUCUGUCAGGAAGAAGCAACUCAUGCUUGUA